CAUAGCCCUGGGUAAUAAAGUUGAAUAUAAAGUUUGCAGCAGCAGCAGUGGCUAGUUAUUGAAUAACCAAGAGACCAGGAAAUAUGAUAUUCUCAUAAUAUCAUACCAUUAUCCAAGGCUGUAUCAAACUAGUGCUUGUGAUUACAUAACUGAUGUUUGUGCUGCUCCUCUUUCUGCAGACACAUUACAACAGCAGUGUUAAAAUACUCGGGCCUUUAGGCCUAAUGCAGCUUAUAUGACUGCCCUACCUCCCAUCCAGACAUUGCCCCCAUGCACACUCAGAGAUGACAGAACUAAUGAAUAAGUAAUCUAAGACCCAUAUACUCAGCCAUUACACUCAAAAGUACUACCAUGGGGGAAGGAUAAGUUGCAUUCUAGAAAUAGAAUGAAUGAGUAUGUUAAGUAAGUACAACAUGGUCAAAAUGAAACAGUCACUACCAACGCUAAAGACACUUCCCAUCUGUGUGGCCCAGUACCUGUGAAGUUACAUUUUCACUUUCUGUUCACAAUGCAUUUUGUGGUUUGAGUUGUUUUUAUAGGAAUAGUAUUUCAUUCAGUGUCAAACAGCUAGGCUAAGAUGGCUUGAAAAGCUUUAAUAUUGCAGAGCCAAUAAGUGUUAAUCAAUAACGGAGCAUGGCAUGCCUUUUAGCAACUGACUGGAUGUUCACUUUAAUUGUAACUAUAAAUGUAUAGCAUGUUGGGUGUAUUGACAAUGGUAGAAAUGUUCAUAGAACAAAAUUGAAUAUCUCAUGGGAAUUAUGAUAUUUUUUCCAUUUUUUUUCUCAGGUGAGGAACUGCAAACUCAUGUCUCUGUAGUAUAGACAAACUAUAUAUCCUUCACCUAACCUUAACCUAUAUUAGCCCAUAUUUUAACAUUACAUCAUAAUCUAAAAUUUAAGCAAUUUUCAGAUUUUUUGGUCCCCACAAAACAUGGUCCUCAUAAAGUAAAAUACAAAUUCUAGUCUCCAUAAUUUAAUGGAUACUCACCCACACAUGUGGAUGUCCAGCAAUCAGCAUUCAACAAAUUUGUGUUCCCAUUUCAACAAAUGGAAUCUGACCACAGAUGAGGGAGUGGGACCCAACUGUUCAGGCUUGGGUCCAUUGGUGCUUCUGUCUGCAAAAUGGAAGUGAAAAGCCAAAAAUAAACCUUAAACAUUAGAUAUGAUGCAUAAUAUGCAGUUAUAUGAUCUGAUCCUGACAGUGCCACACGGGGAGCAUUGGAGGAUUCAAACAUUUUGACUCUAUGAACCACAAUGACAUCAGCACCAAGCACCCUUCAUUUGUGUGAUCCUAUACCAUUAUUUUGUUGUGCUGCCCAUUAUGUAUUUUAUAAGCAAGGUUUAUAUCAGUCAUGUGGUGCGGUAGUCUUGUCUUUGGUAAAAUGUUCUUCUGUGAAACAGUCAUAUGAUCUUCUGGAGGGCUGUGGCAAUUAAUAAGACAAAAUAAAAGUUUAAUACAAAAUCUUUGAUCAAUCAAUAUGAGCAAAAAAAAGAAAACCCAGCCCUACAAUCUCAAUCCUUGUUUCUAUUUUGGCAAAAGCAAAAGAAAAGUCCAAGCCCCCUUUCUCUUCCUGGAGCUGAGGCCAAAUCAGGACUCCCUGUCCUGAGGCAGAGGAGUGCGAGCCAACUGUUGGCUGUAAAGUCACAAUGGACUUGUCAUCCUCCUCUCAGUGAAGUGGGAGGCUCACCAGAUCGCCACUGUCAUGGUGUGCUCUCUCACUUCUUUAGAGGCUUUAGAAACUCAUCUUUACACACCACAUUUAAAUUUAGAUUUUCUCUAUAACAAAGUGUACUUCAGGUGAAAGUCUUGGACUGGAGUCCAACAUUCCAAACCUAUUUCAAUUCCUAAUGACUUUGUAAUAACAAACCUUCUAUAACAAAUAGAGGGUGAUGAGAAAAUUUCUUUCUGCCAUAAUGCCUCUGCCCUGUGUCACAAGACUUGAAUUACUCAUGUGGGGAGCUGCAGUGUGCACACGUGGAUUGCCUCUGCCUGGGAAUACAUCAGAAUUCAGGAGGAUUUAAGACAAUGAUGUUAUCCUUAGCAUUUAUGAGGUAUGGCCAGGUUUAAGGUUUGGUUAUGUUCUGUAUAGUCAGAGUUUAUUCUUUGUAACUACAUCGCCUUAAUAAUUUCUUUUAUAUCAGUGACCAAAUGUGCUCCCUCUUCACUUUUGGAUCAGACUUACAUUAUAGUUUUAUAAAUGCAGAUAAUAGUGGGCUAAUCAAAAUAUGGUUGUAGUAUUUAUUUAACACCACUGAGCUACCAUUACCCAACUACACAGGCCUAAUUGACAUGUUCAUAAUGAGUAAAUUGGUGUUGCAACAGUUUGCAGCAAUUCCAUGUAGUAAUGGCACAUUAUGUUGUUUAACUCUAAUAGUCUACAGCAUGAGGUCAGACUUCUGGAGCCCCUUUUUAACUCUUGUUGAAAACAGGAUGUAGCAGUUGCUCAGAGCAUGAACAGGUGGCUGUCAGCGUGACUGGAGUUUCUGAUUUAAGCCUAACACUUGUGCCCCACUCUUCACUCCAUUAUUCCAUUCACACGAGAUCUCAAGACUUCGAUGGAAUACAUAUAACAAGGCUCCUCUGGAACUUUAGAAAUCACAUCUUUAUUUUCAUAAUAAUACUUUUACUGGUCCACACAGUGCUCUGAUAACUCAUUAUAUUUGGGAUUCACGUGGAAGGAAACAUGAUGCACCAUCAAUGUUUAGCUGUCCAUGGGGCUGAUUUGGAAACCAACUUUAAAAGGAGGUUGGAGGGCUGUCUUCAGACCUGGGCUGGACAUGAGGCCCCUCUGAGCUGGCUGCCUGCUCCUGUGGGGUGGUGACAGGAUGCCCGUGCAGGCAGCCCAGUGGACAGAGUUUCUGUCCUGUCCCAUAUGCUACAAUGAAUUUGAUAGCAGUGGUCACCAGCCCAUCAGCCUGGGCUGCUCCCAUACAGUGUGUAAGACCUGCUUACAUAAGCUGCACCGUAAGGCCUGUCCCUUUGACCAGACCCCCAUCAGCACUGACAUCGACCUGCUGCCUGUCAACUGUGCCCUGUUGCAGCUGGUCGGAGCUCCGGCACCAGAUGGAAGACCAUUAAGCUUGAGCAGUGCUGCAGAAGUGGGGCACUAUGAGGUGUGCAGUGAAUGUGUGGAGGAGCUGGCACUCUACCUAAAACCUAUUGCCGGUGUCAAAGGUGUUGCAAGCCCGAGUGUGCUGAGUCGGCCCAUGCAGAGGAAGCUGGUGACCCUAGUGAACUGUCAGCUGGUGGAGGAGGAGGGCCGGGUACGAGCAGUGAGGGCGGGCCGCUCUCUGGGGGAACGCACCGUGACAGAGCUCAUCCUGCAGCACCAGAACCCUCAGCAGCUCUCUGCAAACCUGUGGGCUGCUGUCAGGGCACGGGGCUGCCAGUUCCUCGGACCGGCUAUGCAGGAGGAUGCCCUGAAACUGGUUCUAUUGGCCCUAGAGGACGGCUCAGCUCUUUCCAGGAAAGUCUUGGUUUUGUUUGUGGUGCAGAAGCUGGAGGCCCGCUUUCCACAGGCCUCGAAAACCAGCAUCGGACAUGUGGUUCAGCUGCUCUACAGAGCUUCAUGUUUCAAGGUGACUAAGCGUGAUGAAGACUCAUCCCUGAUGCAGCUGAAGGAUGAGUUCCGAACUUACGAAGCACUCAGGAGAGAACAUGAUGCCCAAAUAGUACAUAUAGCCAUGGAAGCAGGCUUACGCAUUUCACCUGAGCAAUGGUCUUCACUCUUGUAUGGAGAUCUGGUUCACAAAUCACACAUGCAAUCCAUUAUUGAUAAGUUGCAGUCUCCAGAGUCAUUUGCCAAAAGUGUGCAGGAGUUGACAAUAGUUUUGCAAAGAACUGGAGAUCCAGCUAACCUAACCAGUCUUAGACCAAAUCUGGAGCUGCUCGCUAACAUAGACCACAACCCAGAUGCACCACCACCUUCAUGGGAGGAGUUGGAAAAUGUGAUGUUAGCUGUGAAACAAGUGGUUCAUGGACUUGUUGAAUUCAUACAGAAUUUUAGUAAGAAGAGCCAUGAUGCUCCACAGCCUCAGGCUAACAGCAAGUACAAGACCAGUAUGUGCAGAGAUCUACGUCAACAGGGAGGCUGCCCCCGAGGAACCAACUGUACAUUUGCACACACACAGGAUGAACUGGAGAAGUUUCGACUAAGGAACAAGAAAAGUGGCAGCCUAAAUCGUUCCCUCCACUUGGUGCAGGGGGUUAUGGGAAAGACUUUCACUGUUGAGGGCUCAGAUGUGACUGCUGUGGCUGAUCAGGGCUCGAAGGGCUUGGGAGACACUGCAGUAAUAGAGGGGGUACCAAACCUUACUCACCCUCAGCUCAUCUGCAGAGGGGCAGACAUGUUGGAAGACAUCAAAAGAGCAGUGCCAAAUGAAUCCACUGUGCCUAAUGGAUCCAGCGAGCUGUGUGCCACCACCAGGGCAUCGUCUGGAUCAGCAGAACAAAAAUCCAUGUCUCCUCCACAAACUCCUGUAAACCAUCCUUUGGCGUCUUCCCCACUGACCACUGCUGGAUGUGCUGAUGGUAAUUCCAAAGUGGCCAAACACAGUCCUUUUUUAACACGUGUACCACAUCCUUCUCAAGCCUCUGAGCUGUAUUACCAGGAUGCCCACUCACCUUAUGAUUCUCCCCAGUUUCAACAAGCAUCAGGCUCCUUUUAUCCCUCCACUCUUCAUGCCCCACACAAAACAUGCAUGACUCGAUUCCUUCGCUCCUCAAAUGUUCCAGAAUCCUCUCUGCCUCCUUCACUGGGCCCGCCACCAUCUUCCUUCCCCAGUGAUCUUCAGCCCUCACACCCACCCUCCUCUUCAUCCUCGGGGUACGCGCCACACCCACUUAGAGAGAGAAUGAGCCAUACUGCUUUCCAUGGCCACCCGGGUCAGCCUCAGUAUGGUCCCCUUGCUCCUGCCCAUGGUGUUUAUGCCCCUCUCUACGACAGCAGGAGGGUAUGGAGGCCACAGCUGUACCACAGAGAAGAUGCACGAAGCAACUCCCUCCCCCCAGAGGUGUUGCAUUCAACUGUCUAUCAGGCUCCACUAAGAGAGAGAUUUAACUCUUUAGACAGCAACUACUGCUCAGGAGCAGAGCACAGAGGGCUGCACAGGGACUAUGGCCGUGUUCCCCUGGGCUAUGAGGAUCUGUUCAGAAGGAAGCAGGAGCAGUGGGCACACCACCACCACCAUCAUAAUGCCAACCGACCAGCUCAGUCCUCCCCCAUCUUCACAGUCGACUUUGGAACAGAGCAUGUGGAGGGCAGUGGAAGUCCUUGUAUGGGCUGUCGCUUCAGUGGAGAGGAGAGUUUAGCACACUACUCUCCUUGGUCUUGUGGUUCCCUCGGCCCCUGCCUCAGCUCCUUUGAGCCUGACUCUCUCACACAUAUAUCAGCCCAAACCUGCUCCGAGCAUGUGGUGAGGAACUGUGUUUUAUGCUUUCUAACAUAAUCAUUGAUUUGUACUGCUUUAUUUGCAUAUGCUACAUUCUUUUUCCCUGUAGGAGUUGAAAAUAAUGAGAGUGGGUGCAGCGGUAAUGGUGUAGCAAAACCAUGGCUACAUUCAUUAGACCACUACCGUCGACUCAAAGAUGAAGAUCCAAUCAUUCCUUUCAGUGAGGGGCCCAUUAUCUCCAAGUGGGGAGCCAUAUCUCGAGCCUCUCGUACUGGCUAUCACACCACCGACCCGGUCCAAGCCACAGCCUGCCAGGCCAGUGCCAGUACCACUGCCAUUAAUUUCAGAGACUACAGUGCCCACUUGGACCAUAGUGACUACAGAUGGAACUCGAGAGGAUCAAACACUUCCAGCCAUUCAAGUUUUUUAGACAGUAAGCAACUUUGUUCUUCUGAUCUAAGAGGAAACCGAACUUCUAUUGGGACUGGGGAGAAGCUCUAUCAGACUGUGUAUGGUCUGGAUGAGGAGAGACCCUGUGAGAGUGAACCAGAGCCUGACCGGGACAUCGAGCUGGAACUAUGUGCUCUUGACAUGGAUGACUCAGACCAGCAGGAUGUCAAAUCACAGGACAGUGAGUCCAUAGACCUUGCCUCCCCUCGGGCUGACGAGACUUCCCAGCACCUCCUGUCUCCUUCCUGCCCCUCACCACUGCUCACGUCAACAGCAGAGGAACGGCUGGAAGCUGACACAUCUUUACCUGACAAGAUGGACAUUAAUUUGCUAAAAAAGAUGGCCUUCAGGAAGUCAGUUUCUCCUGGUGGAAUAGUAUCAGGAGGUUUGGCUGUGGGAAAAUUAGUACUCCGAACAGGACCUUCCCAUUUGGGUGACAGUUCUUCCUGUGCUUGUUCUGAAAUGCCAGCGACUACUGCAGUACUGCUCAAUGGAAGUUAAAAGUUUAAAAAUUCAAACACUGCAUAGGAUCCAAAUAUGUAGCCUAGCUAAUAAACCCCAAUCUCUAAGUACUUAAAAGAUUUUGAACAUUUUACAUCCUGCUUAAAAUACACUCUAUUCUGUCCAAAUACUUGUAUAAUAUAGAACAAAUGUCUAUAUUGACAUUACAAUAGUAACCUGCCUAUUACCACUUGAUGAAAGCUAGCUUCCCUCUCUUCCUUCCCAUCUUGCACUAGUUAUACAAAUAAAACAUGUCAAACUACACUAGUAGUAUUGCUGCUCUAUGCUAUUCAUAUAAUAUAUAUAUAUACAGGUAUAGUAUUUUUAUAGCUAUUCACAUCAGUUCUUACAUAAUGGUGAUAUCAAAGAAGUAGCAGUUUCUUUGAUGUUCUGUUAAAAUAUUAAGACUAAUCCCUUAAAUCGACAACUUUUAUUUUCAUAGUGAAGCGCUUCUCUCUUUGCGAAUCAUAUGAUGUUCUAACUGCCUCUGCAGUCAUGGGACCAAGCUGUUGGGACCAUUUUGACUAUAUUUACAAAUUAAGUAAGGUGUUAACUAGAGCUGUAAGAUAACUAAUGUUCUUUUAGAAAACAAUUAUUCAAUGAUUAUACUAGUUAUAUGCCAUUGGUUUUCUGUUAAAAGUAACUGAAUUCAGCAAAUAUGUUUGCUCCAGCUUCACAGUUACUUUGUGAAUUUAUGACAAUUGACAAUUUAUGGCAAACAGAAAAUAUUCAAGAUCCUGAACAAAUUUUUAUUAAGUGAAUUGUUUUUUGUUUUUGUUUUAUAACCAUUUUCAUCCCACAAAAACUAUUUUUGCGUGUGCUUUGCUAACUUCUGUGAAGUUGUUUGUAAGUAUUUUUGUAUCAGGAUAUUAUUGUGUCUUCAAGAUUUAAAUCACUUCAGUGAACCAUUUUUUCAUAUACUUCCAUAUGUUUGCUUCUACUUAUAGGGAUCUCAAAGCCCUGCUGUUUUAGACACAGCUUACUUUGUACUGUACAAUCAGUUUUCAAGCAGCCCAACCUGAUUCUUUUCAUAGAAAAUACACUCCUUAGUCAUAAUGACUUAAAUUAAUAGUUUCAAAGAUUUAAGAAAAUAUAUUUAUACUAUAGAAGUCUACUUUUUAUUUUGAAAGAAAUUUCCAUGCAUUUUACAGGUGAUCUUAUAUACCAUAUAGUUCAUUUCCAUUUGGCGAAAACUACAUUUGCAUCUGUUUACAACUAACAUGAAGUGCCAUGAGAUGUACAGUUUGACUGUAUGGUUUCUGCCUUGCACUGCCCCUUACUUUGACUGACUCACCUGGAAAAAUGCAAAGAAUGAAACUGAGUCAAACUUAGCAGUUCAGUGCAAUUGUGCUUUUCUCCAGUAGAGGCUGCUAGAUCCAUGUGUGCGCAAGUUGCUCAGGGAAGAUCGGGGAGAUGUUAUUACAACAAUUUUUUACCUAUUGGGGAUUUAAUUCACUGUAUUUUUAUUGCUUGAAUGAGUAUUUUCAGUGUUUUGAUUAUCUAAAUGUUUAUUAUAAACCCAACUGUUUUGUUGUACCAGCAUUGUAGGUGUGAAGUAACUGUACUGCUGCCUGCACUGGUAACUGCACCGCAUUCUUUGCCACCACUUCACUGGCAGAGUGUGCAAGCCCACCUUGUCCCAGCACCUUCCCAUAAUUGCUCUGUUAUCAUGCAUGCCAUAGCCCCUCUUGUGAUGGUGGAGGAGUAUUGAUGACUUUGUAGUUGUGAUACAACACACCCAGCGCUGUAAGAGUUCUGCACAUGCCCACUGUGUGGCCACGUUAAUGCUCAAUUUUGCCUGCAGCAUUAUUAUUGUUUGCUGAAAUAUAUGAAUUAUACUAGUAUUGUUAUUACCACAUUUGAUUGCUGUUGUGGUACAGUCAUUUUGUUGAUUGUGAAAAAAAGACUGAAAUAAUGUUUUAUGACUUCAUGUCUGUAUUAGACAUUUAUUUUGUAAAUCUAUUGCUCAAUGGAUAUGUAGGCAAAGUGAAUUAAGAGAUGGUACACAACCGUCAUUUGUAAACAGUCUGGCACCAUCAUUAGAUGGACUUAUAGUAUUGUUGCAUUUAUAAAACGUGUGAGAAUAAGAUGUUAUAGCCUAUAUUUAAAUGUGUUCAAUGAAUUGGGCAGCUGUAUAGUAUUUUUACUAUGAGGAAGGAGAUAGCAAGCUCCAGUAAUGAAUAAUACUGUUAUGUAUUCAAUUUAUUUCCUUGGAAAUACACAUGUGAAAGGUUUGCCUUUUACUUAUAUUAUAAUACCAAAUUAUAGCAAGAUGUUUGUGCUUUUAAUAAUUGAUGAAUUGUACAAUAUUUGGAUGAUUUGUUGAUUCUGUGUUUAUAAUGGAUUACUUACUUGUGUUAUACUGUUUACUUACUUGUGUUAUACCAACAGUAUGCCCAUGAGGCAUCUUGUUAUUAUUGCAUUGCUCUUGGAACAGUAAACAUGACAGUGAGGAAUUAAGCAUACAAAAUUGCAUGCUACAAUAAACCAGUACAAAUCA
Molecule: messenger RNA, 8841 nt
Organism: Boleophthalmus pectinirostris (great blue-spotted mudskipper)
Lineage: Eukaryota; Metazoa; Chordata; Actinopteri; Gobiiformes; Gobiidae
Gene: rc3h2
Product: ring finger and CCCH-type domains 2
Exons: 19
Molecular function (GO): metal ion binding
Source: RefSeq, a predicted model, not a curated record